UCUGGCAAGCCUUGCUUUCCAAGACAAACUGGGAAACCGUAACUGGCGAGCAAGGGCUUCCAGUGGUUACUUCCAUUUGCUGGCACUAGGGCCUGCUCUCAAAUUUAGGUGCCAGCUGCAUACGAAGCAGUUUCCGUGUGGACACAGUCCCACAAGCGAUUUCACUCGGCGUAACCUAGGUGUCACUUGCUCCACCAAAGAGCAUCAUAAAGUUGGUUCGAGGAAAACCAGCAUGCCAACCAACGCUGAUUUGUGAUCGACUGUUUGCCAUGCCGUCUCGGUUGUCCUUUCGAGCACUGAGCCAGAGAUGGAAGGAAUUUGGGGCGGGUCCUCUGGCUCAUCUGCUCGGGUCUGCUGUGCACGGAGCCAGAGAAUUUGACGCAGACAAAAGAUCUGUGGCAAGCGGGACAUGCCAAGUGUCUCCUGGUGAGAAGGAACCACAGGAUGCCUCCUCUUGUCACUGUGGUCGUUGCUUCGCCUUCCUUAGCCGCCAAAGUCAGUCUGUGGCACCUGAGGGAGGUGACAACAGAGGGAACAAGGGGAAGCAGCUUGUGCGAAAGGGUCAAGAUCGCCAGAAAAACAAGAAGACCGAAUGGAUUCUAAGACGACUCAGCGACAUUAAAAGGCUCAACAAGGGUCGCAAGGAAUCUCCCACUCUUCUUUCCCUGACUGCCACCCGACCGACUUCGACAGACAUUACCCAGUGCCCAUCGUCUGAAGCUGAUCUAGGCCGCAACGUCCGUUUGCUGUCGCCAGCUUGCAGCGAGUCCGUUUGUUCGCCGCAUUCGUUAGCAACUUCGAGACGCAGAGUGUCUUUCCAUCCUCACUUUUACGAAGACCCCGGAAUUUGUGAGGAAUGUGCAAACUAUUUCCAUGUCGAGAACCCAGGGUCGCCUCUGCAGUUCUCCAGCCCUCGUCACCGGCAAAAGAAAAAUAAGACACAAGAGCACUUUUCCCCGGCAGCUACGGUGCCUCGGCUCGCGAGUUUCCGAACAGAAGAGAAUGAGCCUCGAAGAUAUCCAGCGCAUUUGAAAGAGUCGAAAGAGGACUCUGAAACGAUAGAGAGGGAUUUCCAACGCACUUCUUCAAAGGAAUUGGAGGAGUGUGUUACAACUGUGCAGACUUCGCGACAGUCGUCUGGUGCCACUCGAGUGACAUGGCUGAGAAGACACGAGACAUCCAGAUAUUCCCACCCGAAAAGUACAGAAGCGAUGAGCAAAAGCGACGAAAUGUCGAGACAACCGUCUCUCAUCUCAGACCACGAUGCACAGAAACAGUUGUUUUCCGCUGUGUCGUCUGAAGAUAGCGAUGGAGGCGACGCGUCGCCCUGCAGUUUUGCAGUGUCUCAGCACUCUGUUGGUGGCGUUUCAUGUGAAGACAGCCUGAGUAGCGUCACUCCGAAGAGUUGUUCUUCUUCCUCGGGAUUGAUUUUCGCGUCGCCCGAUGAACGUCAAGCCGGGAGUGUCGAGUGCGAAGACACCAGUGAAACGAACUCGACAGAAAACGGGCAGGAAGCAAGAGAAAGGACGACCCGCGUUAACGGAGACGCGGGUCCGGUGUCUCGCUCGAGUCCUCACCUCCCCGGUAGCAGCCCCGAUUCAGUGUCCUCUGGCGGCAGGAGGCUCGCACGAGCCCCCGGUGGGAGCGCUUCUGAGGCUUCCGUGGGGGCAAGAAACGACUCAGGCAUCGACGCAGAGUGCGCAAACAAGAAUGAACCUACGCCUAGAUCCACCGGUGAUCAGGAUGAUGCAAUCUCCGGCUGUACUGGAGCCGCGAAUUUGAGGAAAAGAUCCGAAGGUGAGGAAAUUGCUGGCAACCCACACAAUGGCGAAUACGUGGGUCAUCUUCCCUUCACGGAUAUGGGUACUGCCCAAGCAGUGUCUGUUUCAAGGCAAGCAGCGAACACUGGAAAGCAGUCGACUUGCGCAGUUUACAGCAACCACCACGAUACCCCGCAAUCUUCACAGAGUCCAUCUGCUUUUCCUCGCGUUGUGGCCGACUGUGGCGACUCUUUGUCAAAACAAGGAAAUGGUUGGAGCCCCCGGGCGGUUCCUCCGCUGUCGCCUCGAGCACCUGUCUCUCCAGUUUGUCCUCCGAACACAGAUGGGGGAGAAGCUGAGGCGGCUACGCAGUGCUGCCGUCCUACGGCGUCGGUCUCCUCUGGAGAUCGUUCCUUUGUUCCUCUUUCCGAGAAAGUUCCUGGAUCCUCACGCUCGCUGCCUCCGUCGGGGCAAACAGAGUGGAGCUCUCCAGGGAGUCCCUCGAGAUCCCAGCCUUCACCUGGACUCUCCAGCCGUCACCGCUGUGGAGAGUCCACUGCUGAGGAAAGCGGUGACAGCCACACAGCCUUGUCUUCACCUAACUUCUCAGUGGAUUCUCCCAGCGAGAAACUCCCCCCCGUGAGAGCCAACAACGUUUGCGUUUCGCCGGCUUCAGGCCGGGGUGCCCCAGAGGACCUGCCGGGUCUAGACCGGCCUUCCCUCACAUCUUCACCGUGUCGGAACGAGAGCGAAGGGUGUGCCGGGAGUUUAGGCCAGCCAGGGAACCUGGAAGGGAGAAAGGUGGACGAGAGCACUUCGAACUCUCACGAUCCCCAGAGAGCCGGCGUGUCACCGGUGCCGACGCAGGAGAAACAGAGACCUUUUUCAGAUGAAGGGAAAGCCCCAAAGGUAACGGAGACGGCCUCCGAGGUCCAGGCAGAAAAACUCCCCAUAAAGCUGUCUGAACCCGAAACCUCCUCAGUCGAGGUGAUAAGCAACAGACAGAGGAGACUCCUCAGUGAAGCAGGUCGGAAAAAUACAACGAGAAGUGUGGACAUGUCCCGUGGGUCAACAGAGCUGACCUCGACAGAGAGGGUCCUCGCAUCCGUCGGCGAAGGUGUCACUUUUGUGCUGGAACGCGGGGCGGCGUCGCUCGUGGAUUUCCUCACAGAGACUCUCCCGAAGCUUGUCGUAGAACCAAACCGUCUGCAGAAUCCCGGAAGGACCCGACCUUCGAGUUUAACACCCACGAAGAGACACUCUAGCCACGCCACAUCCGCGUUGUCCGGAAGGCCGCAUACGGCAGGAGGGUCUGAACAGUGGCGGCCGAGGUCUUGUUCGCCUGCUCGCAGUGAGCGCUGUCGAAGUUUCACCAGCUUGAGCGACUGGGGCUUCAGGCACUCCGAGCGGCGGUCGGAGGCCUCCAAAGACGAUUGGGAUCAGGGAGUUCAAAGGCGCAUGCAGGACAUCUUGCAAGAGCCGGUGGAUCGAGUGUUUGACCCACACGGUAGAAAAGGGAAAGGGCAGGACAAAGCGCAUCCUGCGGCAUCAGUGGCAACGCGCUUGCCACCGUUGCCUCCUCGAAGGGCCUCUGCCGACAUCAGUCGCGGUCUCGUGGACAGACGCCUCUCCUUUUCACCUGGUCCUCUGCAGAGUUCCAGAUGUCGGCCGAAGUCGACAACCAGUGUCCGCGCACAGAAGGUGCCUCUCCCCUCUCAUCCACGAACGCGAUCGGCUUCGUGCAGAGGGCCAGAAGACGAAGAAAGAGAUGUGGGAUGCCGCCAUUCUUUAACGCCUCGACCUGUAUACCAGGCUCUGGCUAGUCGUCAGAGUCUCGUGCCUUCUGGCUUUUCAAACGGACAGUGCAGCGCACUCCUACCCGCUGAUCUGCAUCUGAGGCCGCGGUGUAUGUCGCCCGCGCAAGUGUAUAUCCGGGCCCUGUCUCCCGUUCCAACAGUCCCGGAAAACCACAACUGCGUUCGCGUUCCUGCAGUUCACCCUUUCUCUCUGCAGCCCAGUGCGUGUCGCCCGGUGCCAAGCGUGGCCAGGGAAUCCGCAGUCGCGUUUGUGCGACCUUCAUCCGCGUCUGCUAACAACGUUUCUUCUGCGGGGGUUCUGGGCAGCGGCAGCUCCCAGAUACACAGUGCAUCGCCACGAAGAGCUGACACUUACUCUUCUGGUGUCCAUUCUUUUUCCACGUCAGUGCCAGUUUUUCUAGCUCCCGCUAAGCCCAAUGGCGUUCCCUCAAGGGCGCAGUCGCCGGGACCGCGCCUGGCUCCUGUGCAUCCGCAUUUCGCCCACGGCAAGCAUUCCUUCGGUGUCACUCCACAUUUUCUGCACCCCUGUUUGACAGGAUCUCAAUUUUCAGUCAACACGCACUCUGCCACACCUUCAGUGGUCCACCCAGGGCAGUCGCGCCGCUGCGCCUUUCCCCUUCGUGCACCGUUGAAUUCUCCACUGGGGCACACAACGGGUGCUGCCUUUCUGGAGGUGCCUAGAGGCUGUGGACUUGCUGACACUGAUUCUGUCACUGAAGUAGGAACAUGCGUCAAAAAGCAGCGAGGUGUCGCGCCAGGAUUACGGCCGUGUAGGCUGCUGGCUCAGGCGAAUAAACCAGCACACGGAUGGGAACGCGGAGAAACGGGGAACUGGACGCAUUCUGCGAUGGCGAAUGGAAAGCUUAGCCCGACAGAGAGAAAAACGUCAAGGGAAGGGGAAACGCAGAUGCUCACGAAAACGCAUUCGACAGACGGAGGGGCUGGUGCUUCAAGAAUAGUAGAAAGGACAGACUCUUUUGUGCCUUCACCUCCGGCGUCCUUCCGUGGAGACGGUAGCGAUUACAGAAAGCCACCCUCGCAGCUCCGAGCGAAGUGGCUCAGAGAGGAGCUGUGUAGACAGAAGGCGGCAGGGGAGCUGACGAAGGAAAAUUUUCCCAUGGAUGAAUUUCAAGAUCUCGUAGAGCCGUUCGAAAUCCUCGAUGUAGGUGGGGUGAAAGUGUACAAACUCGCAGCGGACUGGAACUCCCCGGAAUCCGUACCGCCUAGCAAUGAAUGGAUCGACCAAAACCAUAUGGAGGGUCUCGAGUUCACGGCCCACCUUGAAGAUAUUACUGAUGUAGCCAACGAGCUCUUCCUGCCCGCAACUUCUGCCACUGAAAUCUCUUCAGACGACAAUUUCCGUUUCAUUUCCGCGAACACGCGCUUCUUGGAGACGAAUGGCUGGUAACCCGAGGUCGCUCAAAUAUAGAAAACAGAAGCUGGACAAUGCCACGCCAACUGCCCUUAGCCUCACAUUUUUACAACGAAUAUGUAAACCUGUAGAAAUUUAGCGGGCACCUGUACACGAAGCAAGAGUGCUUUUUGUUGGUUGUUGGAUCGAGAGCAACAUACCUGCGUAGUGCAGAGUCGUUGCUCGAGGGCAAGUUACAUAUUCUAAGGCGAGUGAGAGACACGUCCACACAAGUUGAAAGUCGAGAUCAAAAUGUGGGAGAGAUGGAAAGAGGCACACAGAAAGAUAAAAACGGACGAAUCAUCAAGACAACGUGAGAGACAGAAGAACCGGAGUAGCAGGGGGGAACGGAAUUGCAGAAGAAACGCGAGGGAGAAAAGAACGUUGCUCGAACAGAAGAACGAAGGAAAGGAAGAGCUGUGCGUCGACAGGCCGAAAAAACGUUGCGGUUGACAGAAGAUAUAUCUGAGUCCUAACUAGAGCGACGCAGGCGAACGUUGCUGCUAGUGAGUACAGGUUUUUCAUACGUCAUUGUUCCGUCUUUUCAGAAGAGAGCAAGUGGUGAAUGAAUGCAUCGAGACGACACCUCUGUUGUUUGUCUUGGAGAGUGAAAACGUUCUGUAGUUGUGCCGCGCAGGCGAAAAGUAAGCACUGAGGAAGAUGUUGUGACAGCUUAUUUGUACACACUUUGUCUUUGUCGGCUUUCGAAACGUGCGAAUACAUCUGGCAUCAGUGCUUCGUUCUCCGUUGUCCCUGAUUAUACCGUGUAGCCGCAGUAUUCCUGAUCGUUUGAGGGUUUGCCGCGCUCCUUUGUUUUGGCGCUCGGCAAGUGUUAACGCGUUCCGUCUUGCUGGAUAUCUCCAAUCAGUCUACUUUGUUUUCCCACGCUAUGCAUGAUCGUACACUGUAUGCACAUUCCAGAGGCCUUUCCCGGCUCGUACUGCGAUGGUAGUCAACAAGCUGUGACAUCAGAGAAAGUGCGCCCUUCCGAACUUUUGGAGUGUCUUUUCGUACUCCAGGCGCUGCUGGGUAUGAUCAGCAUGGCUACGGCAACUGUGCUCCAACAGUCACAUGCGUCUCGUGGGAACAGACUUGCCGCAACGAUAAGCCUAGCUGACAAAAGCAAAUAGACACCC
Molecule: messenger RNA, 6124 nt
Organism: Toxoplasma gondii ME49
Lineage: Eukaryota; Apicomplexa; Conoidasida; Eucoccidiorida; Sarcocystidae
Exons: 2
Coding region: 270-4985 (1571 amino acids)
Source: RefSeq, a predicted model, not a curated record